Messenger RNA from Megalobrama amblycephala (Wuchang bream), 1545 nucleotides. RefSeq lists its product as uncharacterized. The transcript has 5 exons. NCBI's taxonomy places the organism in Eukaryota, Metazoa, Chordata, Actinopteri, Cypriniformes, Xenocyprididae. The coding region runs from base 305 to 1327 and encodes 340 amino acids. The record is from RefSeq and is a predicted model, not a curated record.
GGAUGGAUGGAUGGAUGGGUUGAUGGAUGGGGCAGGAACAUGUAAUUGCAAAAGUAUAAGGCAAAAAUAUGUUAGAUAUAUGGAUGAAUGGAUGAUGGCCAGACUUCACCUUCAGUGCCCUGAAGAGUUUUUUUUUUUCAUUUUUUUUUUCAAAUCAUACUUCUGUCAGAGUGUUUGUGUUUACUUAUAGGGAAGUAUAACUCUACAAACACACACACACACACACACACACACACACACACAAUAUCUAUCCAGUAUUUAGUGUGAGAACAGGUAGUGGGAGUCGAGGUUGAAGCAGGCAGUCAUGAGAACCGUCACCUCCAUCAGUUUCUCAGGUACUAUAUCUGUCAUUACACUAAAUCAGAGAGAACUGCACUUUUUACUCUUCAGUAUCACUGAUAAACAACAAUUCAGCAUGAUAACUCUGAAUCGGUCUCUGUCAGCAGUGCUUGGUCUUUCAGCGCUGUGGCUGAUGGAGAACUCACUGGCUCUUUCCGUCACUGGAUCUGUGGGAAGCAAUAUCUCAGUCACCUGCAGAUAUCCUGAAACGUACGAGAAUAACAGCAAGUUCUUCUGCCAGAUGAGCGACUCGUUUGCUCAGAGAGAUCCUCAGUGUGUUCAGACGACCCGGAGAGAGACGAGGUCUGAACAAGGGAGAAUGACUCUUCUGGAUGACACCAGCUCUCAUGUUCUCACAGCUCUCGUCUCUAGACUGGCUCCAGAAGACUCUGGAAAGUACUGGUGUGGUGUAGAUAUCAGUCUGCUGCCUGACUUCACCUCCGAGAUCUGGUUAACAGUCACCAAAGGGGAUCCUCAAGAACAAACCAAAAACCAUUUCCUGGAAGAACGUGGCGAGUCUCACUCCAGGUUCAUGAUGAUGGUGGCUUUGAUGUGUGUUUUCGCUCUGUUUUUCGUGUGUGUGUUUGGUCUGUUUGAAGUCCUCAAGCACAACAGCCGCAGUAACUCAGGUUCUGUUCUCCACCGCACCAGAACAAUAUCAAACUCAAUGCCGGAUGGACACCAGAGAAUAAAUCACCCAGACCCAUUUGAAGCUCAAAGUGAUAAAGAGGAAUUUUACAGACCCACAAACCCAGAUUAUAUAAACACAGAGCCGGUCGACACAGACUCCUACACAGAUGUAGUUUCAGCACAAACACAAGAUCGGAUCGACUCAGAACUGGACACCAGUAGACAGAGUCACGUGUAUCAGAGUCUCACAGCGGAUUCAGUUCAAGAGUCGAUCUAUCACACCAUUGCUCAAACGCCUGACUCAACACUGAAGCCUCUUCAACAGCCAUCUGGAGAUGGUAUUUUGCUUAUUAAAUAAAAUACAGAAAUCAUUCUCAUUUGAUUUGGGUAUAGUUCUGUGAUACGGUAACUGCCUAAUAAGUUAUUGAGUUUUACUAUUUUGUUUAUUGUCUUCACUUUGCUGUCUGUAUUGCAUUUGCACCUGAUCUUGCUCAGUAAACAUAUAUAAACAUUUUUUUUCUCUGAAAACAAGUUUUAUUAGCUUUUGCUGUUUUGCUUCACAUUAAUUAAUCUUGU